Messenger RNA from Brachypodium distachyon (stiff brome), 1722 nucleotides. Its product is annotated as RNA polymerase II C-terminal domain phosphatase-like 4. Gene Ontology annotation, molecular function: RNA polymerase II CTD heptapeptide repeat phosphatase activity. Gene Ontology annotation, cellular component: nucleus. The transcript has 8 exons. NCBI's taxonomy places the organism in Eukaryota, Viridiplantae, Streptophyta, Magnoliopsida, Poales, Poaceae. The record is from RefSeq and is a predicted model, not a curated record. Bases 122 to 1231 code for a protein of 369 amino acids.
GAGUUGCCGACUCCGCGAGUUCCCAUCUUACAAGUCCUCGCGUCUGCUUCAACCCACGGCCCACCCAAAUUGCUCCCCACCCCCGUCCGUCGCCCUUGCCCUCAAACUCGCGGCCUCGAUCAUGAGCCUCGCCGCCGAGUCACCGUCGCCGUCUAUGUCGUCCUUGAGCGGCAGCGACGAUUUCUCUGCCCUCCUAGAUGCGGAGCUCGAGUUCGACUCUGACGCCGACUCCGCCUCCCCUGCCGACACCUCCGCGUCAGCCACCAGCGACGACGACGACGAAGAGGAGGAGGAGGACGUUGUGGUCGAAGUAGACACCGUAGAGCAGGGCAGUACCAAAAGGCGUAGAGUGGAGGAGCAACACCAAGAUCGAGGAACAGCAAUGAGGCCUGAUGAAGAUGCCAUCGGUUCAUUUAAAGAUGCUGAAAUCAAGAUAUGUCCUCCACAUCCUGGUUUUCUUCGUGGACUUUGCAUUAAAUGUGGGAAAAUACAAGACGAAGAAGAUGUUCCAGGAGUUGCUUGUGGUUACAUCCACGAGGGUCUGAGGCUAGGUACUUCAGAAAUUGAAAGGCUACGUGGAUCUGAUUUGAAGAAGCUGCUGCGUGAAAGAAAACUGGUACUUAUUUUAGACUUGGAUCAUACACUGAUUAACUCAACCAGACUCCAUGAUAUUUCUGCUGCUGAGAUGGACCUGGGAAUUCAAACUGCUGCAUUAAAAGACGAUCCGGACAGAAGCUUGUUCACAUUAGAAAGAAUGCACAUGCUUACGAAGUUGAGACCCUUUGUCCGUAGAUUUCUAAAAGAAGCAAGCAAUAUGUUUGAGAUGUAUAUCUACACCAUGGGUGACAAGGCUUAUUCAAUUGAAGUAGCAAAGCUUCUUGACCCUGGUAAUGUCUAUUUUGGUUCAAAAGUGAUUUCAAACUCUGAUUGCACUCAGCGACACCAGAAAGGUCUUGAUGUGGUUCUUGGAGCUGAAAGUAUUGCAGUGAUUCUUGAUGACACCGAGGAUGUCUGGCAGAAGCAUAAAGAAAACCUGAUUCUAAUGGAAAGAUAUCAUUAUUUUGCUUCGAGCUGUCGCCAAUUUGGUUUUAGUGUCAGAUCUUUGUCAGAGUUGAUGGUAGAUGAAAGGGAGAGUGAUGGUGCUUUGUCUACCAUUUUAGAUGUCCUGAAGCGCAUACACACAAUUUUCUUUGACUCGGGUGUUGAGACCGCUCUUUCUUCACGAACGUAAAACAGGUAAUCAAGAGGGUGCGACAGGAAGUACUGCAGGGCUGCAAAUUAGUCUUCAGUCGGGUGUUCCCGUCCAAUUCUUGCCCACAGGAUCAGAUAAUCUGGAAGAUGGCCGAGAAGUUGGGUGCCUCUUGCUGUGCACACGUGGAUUCCACGGUCACCCAUGUUGUCGCUGUGGAUGUUGGAACAGAGAAGGCUCGCUGGGCUGUUGAAAACAAGAAGUUUUUGCUCCACCCACGCUGGAUUGAGGCCUCCAACUAUCGUUGGCGCCGUCAGCCGGAGGAAGAUUUUCCUGUAGCUGGCCGGAAGGAGAAGGGAAAGGAAAACGUUGCAGAAAAUGAUGUUGCCGCUACCAAUCGAACCGACUCGUAGAGUUCGAGCAGUUGAUUAACGAUAGGUUCCUAAGCGUGUUCCUGACGUACUACUCCUGUUCAGAGACUCAGACGACCCUUAUCAUGAAUCACUGGCAGCUUCGGAACUUGUUAUCAACUA